AUGACUUUGGAAGAUGCAAAUUGUCGUAGCCAGUUACGCAUGAGCAAAGAUGUGUUUGCCACACUAGUUAUCAUGCUUAAAAGAACUCAGUUUCUUAGAGACAAUCCUCAAAGUAAGGUAGAAGAACAAGUUGCAAAAUUCCUUCAUAUAAUUGGCAAUAAUUUGAGGAACCGUACGAUCAAGUUCUUUUACAGACGAUCAGGUGAGACUGUUAGUCGACAUUUUCAUCAAGUUCUUAAAGCCAUUAUAUCAUUGGAAGAUAUCUUUUUAAUGCAACCUGAUGGAUUCAACUGCCCUCCAGAGAUUAGAAACAAUCCCAAAGCCUUUGGUGCAAAGAAAAGGUUUCCAAUUUUAGGAAGUGGGAUAGAGCCAUAUUAUGAUGUUGACACUCAAGCAGAUAUUGUUUUGGCCUAUUGUAUUUUGCGCAACCACCUCAUGGGUAUUGAUCCCAAUGAUAGUCUUAUUGAGGAGGUUGAUACAGAGCUUAGAAGAGCACAAGUGGAAGGUGACCAAGAAUGCUCGGUAAAAAUUGACAAGAAACAUUUGAAAUGGAAUAAUCAAAUGGAUGUUGUUCUUAUCGACUCACUCUUGGACCAAAUGCUCAAAGGGCAAAAAAUUGGUGGUAGUUUUACAUCAUCGGCUUAUAGAGCUGCAAGCAAUGAGGUGAGUACCAAGUUUAGUGUACAUUGUGAUUUCGGUCAUGUAAAGAAUCAAUUGAAGACUUUAAAAAGGAAUCUUGCAAUGGCUAAAGAUAUGUUAACAAGUGAUAGUGGAUUUGGAUAUAAUCAUUCAACACAAUUGAUUGAAGCUACAACAGGUGUAUUGGCAACUUACCUCAAGGCAAAGCCUAAAGCUUCUCAGUUUCGACAUGCUCCGAUUCAAAACUUUCAAAAGUUAUGUCAACUCUUCGAAAAGGAUCGAUCAACUGGGAGUCUUGUUAUAGGUCCAAAAGAAAAGCGACUUCGUUGGGCUGGGCAACAAAUUCUUUUGGACGAUGAAAAUACUGAUCAGAUAGAGUCACUCUUAGAGAAUUUUGAUGGAAUUGGAACUCAAGAUGACCAAACUGCUGAAUUAUCUUUUGCAGCAACACUUGAUCGUGGUAACCUUCGGAACUACACAAAUGGACAAUUAUUUGAGGAGAUUGAGAAGGUUAGUGGCAUGAGUGAUGCUUCUCGAAUGAAGGUGUAUCAAGUUCUUGCUAAAGAAGGAUUUGGUGAAUCUAUGAAAAUAUCAUUAGGCUUGGAUUUUUUGUAUGUAGACUUUCUUAGUUGCUUGCUGCACUUGAAUGGUAGAUUCAGGGCAU
Camellia sinensis is the source of this 1303-nucleotide messenger RNA. The record is from RefSeq and is a predicted model, not a curated record. NCBI's taxonomy places the organism in Eukaryota, Viridiplantae, Streptophyta, Magnoliopsida, Ericales, Theaceae.